Scophthalmus maximus (turbot) is the source of this 6899-nucleotide messenger RNA. It is a transcript of the gene dyrk2, whose product is annotated as dual-specificity tyrosine-(Y)-phosphorylation regulated kinase 2. The transcript has 6 exons. Gene Ontology annotation, molecular function: protein serine/threonine/tyrosine kinase activity; protein serine/threonine kinase activity; ATP binding. The coding region runs from base 2221 to 3816 and encodes 531 amino acids. The record is from RefSeq and is a predicted model, not a curated record. NCBI's taxonomy places the organism in Eukaryota, Metazoa, Chordata, Actinopteri, Pleuronectiformes, Scophthalmidae. Gene Ontology annotation, biological process: peptidyl-serine phosphorylation; peptidyl-threonine phosphorylation. Gene Ontology annotation, cellular component: nucleus.
AUGGAAUUGAGGCUUGAUAUUUUAGUUUAGCCAUAAACUUAGUUAUAAAUAACUCAACACAAAUAUAUAGAACCUGAAUUUAGAAAAUAAAUGUCAUUUAUUUUUUACGUAAAAUGUUAACAUAAAUGCAGGUUUUAGAGCUGGACCAAUAUAUCGGUCUGGCUCUAAAUAUAUAUAAAUAUAUAUAUAUAUAUAUAUAUCGGGUGAUGUAUUGGUAUCUGAAAUUUUGGACUACCUAAUAUCGGCAUCCGCCCCCAAACAUCCAUAUCGGUCGGGCUCUAAUUUACACCAUCAGCAGACAUUGACUUUGUUGUGUAGUGGUUUCUAUCGUGGUGAUGUCACUGUCAGGAUGAUUGGACAUAAGUUAGAUGUAAACAUUAUGUUUCUUUGGUUGCAUGCAGCGAUUAGAGUAGAGUCCAUGUACCGGGGGGCUGAUGUGACUGUAUUGUAACGCUCAUGAAACUGCAUAUACGCAAUUUAUUUUCGUUCCAUUUUGUGUUCUGGUUUCCUGCAGCAGUGAAGCAUCUAACAGUUGUUUUCAUUAUUGUUCAAUCUGCUGAUUUUUUUCCUCUUCCAGAUUGAUCGAUUUCACAUUUUGUCACACAAACUUUAGAUUUAGUUUACUUUCAUUCGUCACCAAGGAAAAUCAUCGCGUUGGCUUAGAAAAUAAAACACGAAUAACUGAAAUAUUCUAACAUCAAAACAUUGUCAGAUUAAGUUACUAUCGUAACUCAUAAAUCCUUUGAUGUGUUAUUACAACGCAAAAAGACGUUACGCUCUCAAAAUUUCGUUAGACGCAGUCGACACUGUGAAACCUGGAAUCAAAUGACGAUUUUGAUAAAAGAGGCAAUUUUUGUCCUCGCUCUCCGUCGCCAUCGCCGUCCAAACUUCUCGCUGGCGCAGAGUUUCCCACUCGUCCGGUCGAGCCGCAUGCCGCGGCUGCUCGACCGGCGCUCUGGCAUUUCCAGCUCGGUGUCGAGUUCACAUUCAGCAGGCUGUUGGCGUGCAUCUGUCAGGCUUCGCAGCGAGGAAUACUGUACAUGCUCUCCGGUGCACUGUCGAUCCCUGUUACAGUAUCAGUGUGCGGUGUAGAGGGGGGGCGGCCCCAUGGAGCUGCAGAGGGGCCACACAGCCCGAUGGCAUUUAACCAUUACAUUAGUACAUUCAUAAACAAACGUGGAAGUGGUGAUAAAAACUUACAUUAACAGUUCACGAUAACUAAACAUAUAUAUAUCAAUAUGUUUGAGAUGAACCAGUAUAAGCUGACAAUGGCCGCCAUACUAAUCUAGUUAAUGUACAUAUUUUCUGCAUUGAUUGUUCUGAAAAAGCAAAGGUUUCAUAUCAACAAACAUAGACGCAGAUACUGAUACCGGCCUAAUGGUCAAACUGUAAAAUAUCAAGCUUCCGGCACAUUUCUUUGUCGUUAAGGUUUCAUAAAGGAAUCAUUGCCAUUUUUAAAAAAACGUAUAAAAAAUAUAUCGAAAAUAUAUUUUUUGUUAUCGGCAUCAGCCCUCAGAAAUCAGUUUUAAUAUUGACAGAUGAUGAAGAUGCAGACUCGGCAAACGGGAUCGUCGAGGGCUCGUCGGCUGCGUGUUUGCGUGUUUGCGUGACGUGACGUGUUACAGGAUGUUUGUUUCUAAUGUACUUUGCCCGGUCGUUGGCGCUGGUGUCUGAGUCGUCGUCGUCGUCGUCAUUAGCGGGAUUAGAGCGAAGCAUUGUGAGAUUAAAGGUGGAGAGCAGCAGCAGCACUCAGCCAUCUGUCUUCUGCUUUAUUAACCUGCACGACGCUGCUGCGACACGACACGACACCCGGAGCCAGGCGGUGGCCCCAGAGGGUCACGUGACAUAACCUCAUUUUUUUUCUCAAUUCAUUGAUUGGCUGAGUUUUGCUGUGUGUCCUCCUGGUAGACAGAGAGAGAGGCAGUGUAUCUGGGAUUAUCAGGCUAUAUUAAAACCUUCAUCCCCUUAGACUGAAUCAACCUGCAGGACCCAGAGUCCAGACUCCUGAAGUGAUCCGGUCCCGGGUCGCCCUGGUCCAGGGCUGUAGUCCGGCUGAACCACUUCCUCAAGCAGAACGUCAUUUAAAAAAACCUGUUAUGCAAAGAGGGCGAGCCGGUCUACUCUCUCGGUCACAGCGGCUCACAGACAGCGUCGCCCGUCACCCUGCCGCCGCUUCGAAACAACAACUGCAACCCCCUGACGGGAGGCACUAAAGCCGCCAUGUCGGACGCUGUCCAGCUGUCGUCGCAGUCUCACAUCGCCAAGCUGUACGAGGAGAACACCAACAAGCGUCCGAUCCUCACCUCCCAGCCCAACGGCCUGGGUCCGCUCGGCUCCGCCCGGUCGGGCCUGCCGCUGCCCGACCGGCAGACCUUGGCCUCGGAGCCCAGCCAGCACGGCCGCCAGGGCAGCGCCACCUCCAACAAGUCGACAGACAGCAAGCCAAAGCCCAACCCCCUGUCGCCAGAGCAGGCCAUGAAGCAGUUCAUGUCCAAAAUGUCCUCGUUCGAGCACCACGAGGUUUUCAGCUUCACCGAGGUGUUUUUUGUCGGCCCGAAUGCCAAGAAGAGGUCAGGGGUCGUUGGCGGAUCCAACAACGGCGGCUACGACGACGAUCAGGGAUCCUACAUCCACAUCCCACACGACCACAUCGCCUACCGCUACGAGGUCCUGAAGGUCAUCGGCAAGGGCAGCUUUGGACAGGUGGUGAAGGCGUUCGACCACAAGCUGCAGACCCACGUGGCUCUGAAGAUGGUCCGCAACGAGAAGCGCUUCCACCGGCAGGCGGCGGAGGAGAUCCGCAUCCUGGAGCACCUGCGGAAGCAGGACAAGGACUCGAGCAUGAACGUCAUCCACAUGCUGGAGAACUUCACCUUCCGGAACCACAUCUGCAUGACCUUCGAGCUGCUCAGCAUGAAUCUGUACGAGCUCAUCAAGAAGAACAAGUUCCAGGGCUUCAGCCUCCCGCUGGUCAGGAAGUUUGCCCACUCCAUCCUGCAGUGUCUGGACUCACUGCACAAGAACCACAUCAUCCACUGCGACCUCAAGCCCGAGAACAUCUUACUCAAGCAGCAGGGACGCAGCGGCAUCAAGGUCAUCGAUUUUGGUUCGAGCUGUUACGAACAUCAAAGAGUUUACACCUACAUCCAGUCCAGGUUCUACCGAGCUCCUGAGGUCAUUCUAGGCUCCAGGUAUGGGAUGCAUAUCGACAUGUGGUCCCUGGGCUGCAUUCUGGCUGAGCUGCUGACCGGUUACCCGCUGUUGCCGGGUGAAGAUGAAGCUGACCAGCUGGCCUGCAUCAUCGAGCUCCUGGGCAUGCCCAGCCAGAAGCUCCUCGACGCCUCCAAGCGAGCCAAGAACUUUGUGUCGUCCAAAGGCUACCCGCGGUACUGCACCGUCACCACGCUGCCUGACGGCACCACUGUGCUGAACGGUGGACGAUCGCGGCGAGGGAAGGCGCGCGGGCCGCCGGGCAGCAAAGACUGGAGCGCAGCGCUGAAGGGCUGCGACGACCCUCUGUUCUUGGACUUCCUCAAACUGUGUCUAGAGUGGGACCCGGCGUUGCGGAUGACGCCCAGCCAUGCUUUGCGCCACCCGUGGCUGAGGAGGCGCCUUCCCAAGCCGCCUUCAGGAACCACCGCCACCCUGGGGGAGAAGACCUCAUCCUCCAAAGGCGCCAUCACUUCUUUAUCCAAGCUCGCCACCACCUCCUCAACCAUCGCGUCCUCCUCCAAAACCAGGACUAACUUGGCGGCGAUAACCGACGCCAAUGGAAACAUCCAGCCUAGGACGGUUCUGCCCAAACUGGUCAGCUGAGAGUGAACGCACCCCACUCGCUGUGCUCUCGUACAGCCGCUAGCAACCAGCUGGACCUGAGUACAACUGGUUUGUCCCGUUUUGAAGCACAUUUGGUGGGAGUUUUCCACACAGGUUCUCACAGCGUUGUUGGGGUGCGUUCAGGACAAAUACAGUCAUGGACGCUUUGCACUGGGUUGCAAAAAUGUAGAAGAUGGCUAGGCAGGGACGUGAGCUGCAGGAACCUAGAUCGAGGAACUGGGGUGCGUUGUCAGUCUUGGAAAUUUGUGGUUUUACAUUGUGAGCAGCAGGAAGUGUUUGAAAUGACUGUGAGGCUGCGCAGACAAUCAACACACACCACACAUCUGUAGCUCCGAACACACAAACACAAACAUGGUGCUGACGCAGGGAACAAGGCUUUCUUUUCUUUUUCUUUUCUUUUUAGCACAGAAUCUAUUAAGCUGGGCUUAUAGUUGAUUAACUGAUUAAACACCAAAAACAACUUUUAUUGACUUCAGUCUUACAAGGUUAUAUCUAGCAGACAAUAAGAGCCUCAAAGAAAACAUAUUGUUAACUGACAAACAAAAAAGACAUAUCCUUAUAAAACUGAGCUACAGCUGAGAAGGCAGCGAUUAGCUUGCUAGUCUUUGUUUUCCAUCUCAUAAAAUAACUACUUUUUGUCACAUUUCAGUUUGGGGAAGAUUAGUGGACCUAUGUCAUUAUCGUUUCAUUAUCAACCCCAAACUGAACCGUCUACCAGUGAGCGGGCUAACUUUCCUUGCUCGCUGUUUUACAUCAUGUUGCCAUGCUAGCUAACCGUUAACUGGCACUGGUUAGCUUAUAGACAGCGACUUGUUUGUGUGUAGCUGUCACGUUGCUACCUAUUCACACCUAGCUGGCUAGCAGUUAGCCUAGCAAACUCUAUAUCAGUUAGCUAGCUAACGUUCCGAGCUAGCUGGAUUACAUCAUGUUGCCAUGCUAGCUAACUGUUAACUGGCACUGGUUAGCCUGUAGACAGCUACUUGUUUGUGUGUAGCUGUCACGUUGAUACCUUUCCACGCCUAGCAAACUUUAUAUCAGUCAGCCAGCUAGCUAUAGCUAGCAAACUAUUUGCCUUUGUUGGCAGUCUGGUGGCUAGCCUCAGCCUCUUUUAGCCAUAGCCUGUUAGCUCUCCACUGCCCAGCCUUACGAAGCACAGACAGAAUGACUAAAUGUUUUUUUAACGCCUCAGAUUUAAAUUAUUUUUUAAGUGUUUUAAAGUUUUGCGAAGUUUAGCAGAAAGAGUAAAGAGGUAAAGGAGGGGGAAAAAAGACCAGAAAAGAAAAAAGGUGUUUGAGUUAGCCAGCACCAUUUUGUUCCAUAUCAAUCACAUCUGAUUAUUGAUGAUACAAAAUGGCUGCUGAAAAGAGGAGAGAAGAAAGUAGACUGAAGGUUGUUUUAAUGGACAAGUUAUAAAUCAAAGGGCUCUGAUAUUUUAAAAAAAAUGUGUUAGAAACCAAAGUCUUGUUUAUAUGAACUUUAUCACCAGAUGCUGCCAGAAAAUUACAAAAUAUUACACACUGGGGCUUUAACAGAUUAAUGCUGCCUUGCAUUAUACCUCUGAGCUCGAAACCCGGAAGUCUGGGUUAUCGUUCCAUUAUAAUCUCUGGGAACUCGCAAUUACCAACAUCUGAGUCAUUAUUUUGACUUGGAAGGUCGGAGGAAAUUCACCAACCCCACUUCCGAGGUUUAAUGGAACAUUGUGUUAAAAAUUCACGCAAUUUGCCUGAUUCCAGCUCGAGUAAGAAAUGGACCCCACUGGUCGGAAUAUUCAACAACUCUUAUUGUCCGAUAAUACGGAAAAUCCAAACAUGAAAUACUGGGGCUCAUUUCUGUUUCCUCAUUGGCAGCAAAACAGGUUACAAGAGCCGUCGAAUCCUCCCAAAGUCAUCACUCGACUUCCAAAACCCUCUAAACUCUCGGCUACAAACAACCAACAACGUUGGUUACGUAACCUAACCCCCCAGAUUCUAUGAGUAGACGCUGACACUAUCGGGUCUGAGCGAAGCCCAAACGUUUUUGUUUUUUUUAAAUAUUCGUCAGCUGAUUCGCAGGAUUCUUGUAUUAAGUGUUUGAGGUAACUCAGUAGCAAUACGGCACGAUAGUGCAACAGCAUGUGAGAUGAAAUAAUGAACUAAACUUCCCCCCCAAAAAAAGAUACAAAUUACCAGUUUGGAUAAUGUGCAAACUAGCAGCAACCCUGAUCAAUCAAACAGGUACAGGUAAUAUAUUGAUCACAGGUCAGUAUUAGUUAGUAGAGCUUGUGUUGAUUGUGGCCGGGUUGUUAAAAAGAUGCGUCUUAUUUAUUUACUCCACUUUAAUUGAUAUUUAUUAACCUUAUCUACAUAUUUACUACGAUGUGCAGUUCAUACCUUAUACUUGAAUGUGUGUGAGCGUGUUGGGUGUAUGUAUGUAGCAGUGUGUAUAUGCGACGUCGAUGUUAUGACAGGUUUUCUUAAAGCUUGUUCCCUCACACACACAAACACACACAUAUCUAUAUAAAAACACAAAAAUGUAUCUUAACGCACUCUGAAAAUUGGAUCGCAAGGGCGAGGAUGAUGACGAGGAGGAGGAGGGAGAUUAUGUGUGCCGUCCGCCUGGCACCCGUGUUGUAAUGUAGCACACAAGAGGAGGACGACGACGGCAACGGCGUGAUGCACAGAAGGAAUUUAUAAUGUCGAACAAAAGACUACCUGCUCCGCCCACCUCAGGGGAAGCCCGACCCCCUCCUGACGGAGGAGGAGGAAGUGUGGGGCGGUCCUCUUGGAUGUUGUUUGUUUGUUUUCUAAAGAUUUGAUUGAUUGAUUGGUUUGUUGAUUGUGUUUUUUAAUUUUUUUAAUGUUUUUUUAGUGAGGAGUGCUGAGAGUCGUAACUUUGUGCCUUCAGUAUCUCAUCGCCAUGCUGCGCCCACCCAACGCACACACACACACUUUAUAUAGUGGUGAUGUCAUAGCCACAAAUCACAAAUUUUGGUGCAACUAACAAUUUCAUCUUUGUGGCUCAUGUCCCAGAAAUUCCACCAAUCAGUUCCGUUAAAUAAACAACUCUUUCAUAUCAGGAGAUCA